Panicum hallii is the source of this 2097-nucleotide messenger RNA. RefSeq names its product bifunctional riboflavin kinase/FMN phosphatase-like. Bases 627 to 1730 code for a protein of 367 amino acids. The transcript has 10 exons. Gene Ontology annotation, molecular function: riboflavin kinase activity; sn-glycerol 3-phosphatase activity. The record is from RefSeq and is a predicted model, not a curated record. Gene Ontology annotation, biological process: glycerol biosynthetic process; riboflavin biosynthetic process. Lineage: Eukaryota; Viridiplantae; Streptophyta; Magnoliopsida; Poales; Poaceae.
GCUGGCGCGCCCUCCGCCGUGAACACCACCGCGGAGCGCACGUUUUCCACCGCCGCCGCGAUCGCCCCGUCGUGCCACCUCCCCUUCGCGUCCUGCACGCGCGACACCACCCAAGAGGCCAAGAAGAAGAAGAAGAAACACCAGCGCAGCAAUGGGAUGCUGUGGGCGGGCGGCAGACGACACCGACGGAGCGAGCAGACACGCAGCCGGGCUCGGCGAUUAUGUAAUAUUCCUUGCUGGAGUAGUUUAUUCCGCCUGUGCAGUAACCGCACGGUGAACGUACUAAACCUCACCGCUCGCCGCUUCCAUGCCGGGGUAGCAGCCUGCCAACAUCAGUCAUCAGGCAUCACCGGUGCGCCGGACAAGCGGCGGCGCGGUGACCCGAGCCGAGCGCGCACGCUCCGGGCCGCCGCACGGCGUCGGCCCACGCCCCACGGGGUUCCCGACGACGCCAAUAGCAACAGGGCAGGCACGGAACAAAAGCACCCGGUUCGGCUUCACCCCGCGAGCCAACCAGACCCGAUUCUGGCUUAGUGGCCGCCUCCACCUCACGCACUUAAAUCCCUCGCGCCGCCUCCCCGCUUCCUCCCCAUCCCGCGCCUUCUCCCCGCCCCAUCGCCUCGACCAUGGCAGCGGCGCACCAGGUCUCCGCCGUGAUCUUCGAUCUCGACGGCACCAUCCUGGACACAGAGAGGGCGACGAGGGAUGUCUUGAACGAGUUCUUGGCGGCAUACGGGAAGGUCCCUGACCCGGAGAAGGAAGAGAAGAGGCUGGGGCAGAUGUACCUGGAAUCCACCACCGGGAUCAUCAGAGAUUACGGACUGCCGCUGACCGUCGAGGAGUACUCCAAGGCGAUGCAUCCACUCUACCUGAAAAGGUGGCAAAAGGCCAAUCCGCUUCCAGGAGUGAAGAGGCUUGUCAAGCAUCUUUACAAGAACAGAGUGCCACUCGCAAUUGCUUCAAACUCCAUCAGGAGAAAUAUUGAUCACAAAGUUCCGAAACUAGAAGAUUGGGGAGAGUGUUUUUCUGUUAUUCUUGGUGGAGAUCAAGUCCCUAAUGGAAAGCCUUCCCCUGACAUAUUUCUGGAAUCUGCAAAGCGACUUGGCAUAAAUCCAUCAUCAUGCUUGGUCAUAGAAGAUUCUGUUGUUGGAGUCAAGGGUGCCAAGGCUUCUGGGGCAAAGGCGGUUGCAGUACCAUCACUUCAAAGUCAAAGGAAGCACUAUAAUAUUGCCGAUAUCAUCCUCUAUUCACUUUUGGACUUCGAUCCUGAGCUGUGGGGUCUUCCUCCAUUUGAAGAUCGCAUUCAAGGUGUUUUGCCCAUUGAUCCAUUAAUUUCAACUGCUCAAAUAGGCGAUAGAAUUCUAAACAAUCUUCAUAGGGUAGUUUCAGAUGAACGUACCUACGACUGUAUUCCUGACCAAAUAUCAGGAAUUUAUUUGGGUUGGGCCAAGUCGAAAGUGCAUGGGUUUUCUAAGGUGGUCAUAGGUACUGGGUGGGACUUUUCACAGCAGACCGUCGAAAGAGUGAUGGUAGUAGAGUUUCUUGAUUACUCUGGCAAGAUUGAAACAGAGCCUGUGAAGCUUCUUGUAAUUGGUUACAUCCGGAAGCUACAAAGCACAGAUGAUAUAUUGCAAGCUUUAAGUAUAACUGACGAAGACAGGAGCAUUGCAAGGGACGCAUUGGACCUCCCAACUUUCUCUGAAUAUGCCCACGACCUUCAUUUUUCCUGAGAGUGACCGUAUCUUUGCGAGCUCUCACACCACUUCCUCAGGUUUGGCAUCGUUACUGUUAGCACACAAGUCACAAACAUGACGGCAGCUGCAUUUUCGUCCAGGAAACUCUACAUCAAAUACGUGUUAUUUGAAGAAGAGGAAAAAAAGUAGAGAAAAAAAUACAUGGUCGAUGUUACCAUAUGUUGUAAUAAUUGUUUAGUCUUCAUGUCUUAUAAAAAAAAAUAAUUGUAUCUGUACCUUCUUAAGGGGCAGAGUGAUAGAAAAAUUUAUAAGCAUGAAGGAAUGGUAUAAAUGAACCGCACAGGCUUUAAACGGGACAUGAAUGAAUCGUUGUUUACACAAGCAAUGAUAUUCAGAUUUCCAU